UUGAUGAAAUUAACAUGAAGAUACCAAAACCAUUAUUUGGGAAAACUAUUACAUCAUAGCGAGCUGGACGAUGGCACUUGAGCUAGUCCUACUCUUUGUUUUGGGCACUAUAUCUCUUCUUUUCUUUAUCAGGAGAGUUCUAAACCACACUCACCGUGUUCAACACCUCCCUCCAAGCCCUUUAGCUUUGCCCAUCAUUGGCCACUUCCACCUUCUUGGCCCUCUCAUCCACCGCUCGUUCCAAGCUUUAUCGUUCCGGUUUGGCCCUAUAUUUUCCCUCCGCCUCGGCUCCGUCCCAUGCAUUGUCGUAACCUCUCCUAAGCUCGCAAAAGAGUUCCUCAAAACCCAUGAACUCUCCUUCAUAUCCCAUGCUCGGUCCAAUGCCAUCGAACGCAUAACCUAUGACUCUUCGUUAGCAUUUUCGCCCUACGGACCCUAUUGGAAGUUUAUCAAGAAGGUAACGGUGAACGAGCUCCUUAGUAGCCAUAGCGUCAACAAGUUUCAUUCCAUUAGGGCGGAUGAGUACACUCGGCUCCUGAGGCUGUUUUCUGAGAGAGCCGAGAGUUGUCGGGCUGUGAACCUCAGUGAAGAGCUACCGAGGCUUUGCCACAAUGUGAUAGGCCAGAUGAUGCUUGGAAAGUACUCCACUGCGGUUUUGAGCAACACAGAGCGGGCUGAGGAGGCGAGGUUGGUGGUUAGGGAGGCGACGAGGAUCUUCGGAGAGUUGAACUUAUGUGAUUUUAAUAUGGUAUGGAAGAAACUGGACUUCCAGGGGUUUGGGAAGAGAAUCGAGGACACACAUGUCAAGUUUGAUGAUUUGGUGGAGAAUAUUGUUAAUCAACGUGAAAAACUGAGAAUUAAGAACAAUAAAAUGAAUGAAGGAGAAGAGGAUGAGAAGGAGGUCAAGGAUUUUCUAAGCAUUUUGCUUGAUAUGUUGGAAGAUGAGAGUGGUCAACACAAGGAGGUUGGAUUUUCAAGAGUUCACAUUAAGGCUCUAAUUACGGAUUUGUUCACGGCUAGUACUGACACAACAGCUAUUGCAAUGGAGUGGGCAUUAGCGGAGCUCAUCAAUCACCCAAUAGUGCUCGAGAAAGCAAGGGAGGAGAUCGAUAGCAUAGUUGGGAAUGGACGACUAGUGGAAGAAUCAGAUGGUCCAAAUCUUCCAUACAUCCAAGCUAUCAUAAAAGAAACUUUUAGGCUACACCCACCCGUGCCUAUGGUCACAAGAAUAUCAGUAGAAGAUUGUAAGGUCGGGGAAUAUGUUAUUCCAACAAAUACAAUGCUUUUUGUAAACAAUUGGGCCAUUGGAAGAGAUCCGAAAUACUGGGAAAAACCAUUAGACUUUUGGCCGGAAAGAUUCUUAGAACACAUUGGGGGUGGCCAUACAAGUGGAAUGGAUGUUAGAGGCCAACAUUUUCAAUUUCUUCCAUUUGGGUCCGGGAGGAGGAUAUGUCCCGGUAUCAACUUGACCAUGAAUAUGGUUCCUAGUUUAGUAGCAGCUAUGAUUCAGUGCUUUGAUUGGAAGGUUAUUCCUAGCAAGAAGUUGAACAAUGAUGAUGUCGUUGAAAUGGAUGAAAAGCCUGGAUUGACAACUCCAAGAGCCCAUGAUCUUGUGUGUUUUCCGGUAGCUCGCUUCAAUUUACUCAAUAUUCUUAAACCUUGAUAAAGAGGACCUGAGAUGUUGGAGUAAGUAAUAAUAAUUGAGCUAUAAGCUCUCUCAUGCAUGCAUGUUUAUGUUUAUGUUUUCGCUUUCACUUUUAUUUUUAUUUUCUAUAAGGCAAUAAUGUAAUGUUUUUCA
Rosa rugosa (rugosa rose) is the source of this 1798-nucleotide messenger RNA. RefSeq names its product licodione synthase-like. Bases 71 to 1663 code for a protein of 530 amino acids. The transcript has 2 exons. Gene Ontology annotation, molecular function: monooxygenase activity; heme binding; oxidoreductase activity, acting on paired donors, with incorporation or reduction of molecular oxygen. The record is from RefSeq and is a predicted model, not a curated record. NCBI's taxonomy places the organism in Eukaryota, Viridiplantae, Streptophyta, Magnoliopsida, Rosales, Rosaceae.